CGCAGAUUGAUAGACAUGCUGUAUGCUAGAAUGUAUUGAAAGUUUUACGCACGUGUAUAUAAUAAAGUUCGGGUUAUAUUUCUAGUUUAUGGUUGAAACUAUCCGUAGUUCAUAGACAAAACUAUCGUAAUAAACGAAUAACCAGAUAUAAUGCUGAUCGGAAGCAUGAGCCGCUAUGUGUUACCUCGGUCACACAUGCUGCUACUGAAUCGAGCGGGAGCUCUGAAAAGCCGAAAAGUGUUCUCCAGAAGUUCAACAGUCAUGUGGCCAGCGUCAAACAUUCACACGCAUCCCUAUGUUGGGGCUAAAAAGUUCACCGACACCGAGAAUGACUACGCGCGGGAGAUUCUGCUGAGCAGCAUCGUAGCAGCGCCCAAUGUGGUUGCGGCUCUUAGAGCUCCCGAGAGCACUCAGCAAUUUGAUGAAAUUAUUGACUGGGAACCGCUCUCCGAUCGGGAACUGCUGGAUCAGUUCCAUCAAGUGGUAGAGAUUUGCGCACGCGACGACGAGCUUUGCAUUUCCGAUGAGCGCUUCGACAGUUUUGUGCACUCAUUCGUUAGCAAAAUGCCACAGUUCGACGAAGAACAAUUAGUUGAGACACUGAAGCUCCUGGUGAAACUGGGACCAACUCCAAAUAUUAAUACGAGGAAUUAUUCCCAAAUAUGGGAAGCUACUGACAAGGCAUGCCUCGCGAAAGUGCCCAGUUGGAAUACAGAGAAGCUUCUCUUCAUGGCUGACCAGUGGUAUCCAUUGAGACUCGCCAAAGUAGGAAAAUUUGUUGGUAAAGCUGUUUUUAAGAUAAGUAGUAAGCUGCGGAAGCUGAACAAAGAUGAUUUGGUGCGGACGGUGUUCUAUAUAAAUUUGACGAGGGUUCCGGUGGAAAAUAUGAUUGAUAUCGAGCUCAAUCUGAAGAACAAUUUCUACCGUUUUGACAUUGACGAUCUAGCAAUUCUUUGUAUGGGAUUUUUCAAAACACAGACUCCUAUCAGGAGCGUUGAACUUAUUUCUAAAAUUUAUCAGCUCACUAUGCACAAUGCAUCAACUGUGAAAGAUAUAAGUUUAGCAGCUAUUCUGAAGCUCCUUCGAUAUUCUUCGAGAAUUCCACAUGCUCAGUGUAUGGAACAGUUUCUUACUGUAUUUACUCCGGAAGUACCCAGGAUAUCCCUCUUCUGCUGUCUUCAUUUGGCUUUACUAGGAAGCGACAUCCAUCUUGGUCAUCAGCCCUGUCUGGAAGCUGUAAUUGAGCGGUUUAUCAAAGAUAUAAAGCUGUUACGACUUAAAGAUAUGGAACGAAUUGCAUUCGCUAUUGCCCAGAACAAUAUGACACAUACCGACAACAGGGAUAUUACGUUAUUGAGUGCAAUCCUCGAUGAGAUGCCAUCUCGAAUCGACGAAAUUACAACUUACCCAAAAAGUUACCUAACCCUGUUGCACUUCCUCACGUUGAAAGACGUCUACCGCGAGGAGCUGAUUACGGCCGCAUUCGAGCCUCGCUUCCUCCACAUGACCUACGGCCGCAACGUUGCCAGCGCGGGUCGUGAGGUCAUCUCAUUGGAUGGAUAUCUGCGGAUCAAUUUGCGCGAUGGCGGCAAAUACAGUGGAAAUUACUUCCCAGAGAAACAGUUCAAAAUCAUCGCAAAAAUGACACAGGACUAUAUUCCCAGCAGGGAAUACCGGUUGUCCAAGUCGGACCGGAUGUUGCUGGAAAUCCUGGAGACACUACAGAAGCGACACAAAUUCGCGCACAUCACUCAUCUACUGCCGCACUAUCAACGGCCGGAUGUUGCGCUGCUGUGGGAUUCCAACCAGAGGCAGCUUCUGGAUGUGGCAUCCCGAUGUCCGAAGCAGUACUCGGGGAAUAUUUUGAGCCGGCAGUUCCUGCUGAAAGACGACUCGGACAGGCAGGAGCUCAAGUUGAUCUCCAUCGUCGCUGGGUCGUGGAAUUGCUACAUUCGAGGACAGGAUCGAGUGACGGGGGGUUUUGCAAUGAAACUGAAACAGCUACGGUUGAUCGGUUUCGAGCCGGUAGUGAUACCGUGGUAUGAGUGGCCAAUCAAUUCAGAGGAAGCCAUGGACACUUAUCUUUUUGAAAAGCUCAAUCCGUUAUUGGAACAGCAAUAGAUAUAGUAAUAGUAUUAUUGUCGUGGAAUAUAAAUUCGAUCCGGGAAAUUACUGUAUAUAGAUAAUCAUUUCCAGGUUAUAACUAGAGGCGAAUGAACUGCAAAGUUUAAAGCCUCUCAAAAACAAGGAAUGGAAGGUUAUAACAUUGAACAAAUCGAUGAUCAGAAAAAAUAUAAGUUAUUAUUUUGAAAGUAAUCCGUUGGCAUUAGAGUGUCUAUUGCUGGUAGUUUCAUGGGGUCCAAGCAAUUAGUGGUACAGGCAAAGCUUUUUUUGUGCGACCCUUUUUACGAGAUUUUAUUAUUAACUCAGAGUUAUAGGGCACUAUUAUGUGAAUCGAAUCGAGAAGUCUAUACAAUCCUUAUCACUAUCACACCGAGCAAAAUUUCGCAUUUUGUAAAUCGAGAUGAUUUUACCGAGUCGACAUCUUGCUCGAACUUCAUGUGUUGUGAGUUGCAUAUAUUUAAGCGUUUAUGAAAUGUUUCCCAUUGCCCUCAGGGAUACAAACUAAAACAAAAUAAUUCUCUGAAGUUAUUUUCUACUUCUUGAAUGGCGUUCACGUUCCCUGUGGAACUUUUGCCGUCUCAACGUAUGCAUUAACUAGUGUCAUUUAGUAAUACUUAGUUGAGAUUUCUUUAGCCAAAUAACACGCCUUGAAUGUAUUCCGAGGGGCAAACUCUAGAAUACGCGUCACUGUGGUCACAAGUCGAAGGAAAUUUCAUUGACGAAAAAUCCCCCGACCAGAACGGGAAUCGAACCCGAACACCCGGCAUGAUAAUGUGAGACGCUAACCACUCGGCCACAGGUGCUGAAGUUAUGCAACAAGCAAAUCAAACAACUCGAGAAAGUCUGACAGUUGCACCGAUAGCCUUCACUCUGUCGAUGCUGUCAACUUUGUUUGAUAUCUAUGGGCACCAAGGCGCCUAGAAGUAUAUACUAAGGUGGGCCAACUUGCUAAAACCACUCUUCAGCCAUCUUGGAAGUCUACUGUUUACUUUUUGUUUGUAAACAAAACACAAUACGCUAUUGCCGCAGCUCGCUCCUGAUCAGUCUGUCUCUUUCACGCUACAAGCAAAUAAUUCCCCUUCUACUUUCUUCCGUGCUGUUUUCAUAUACCGCUCCCCUAACCAACUUAGUGACGAAACAGCCUCACCUAGUACCAUAGACCCGUCUUGAUGGGCACCUUACACGAUCAAAAUUAUUGUGUCUUCAAUAUCGUGACAGAAUGGCUUUUGACAUUUGAUCUAACCUCAAUCAAUAUUUUGCCACCUUACACGGUCAAUAUCGCCAUCAACCUGGGAGUACGAAAGUAUCCGCGAUAGAGAUGGGCAAAACCUAGGUAGUGCGGACUGAAUCAAAACGGCUGUCAAAAAAGAUCCAAUGAUCAGGAGUGUUAUUUUUCUUAUGAUAAUAUUGUUAUCAAAAGCAAAAAUAAUUAAACUCAUAAAAUGAACGAACUACAUUUUUCCGUCAAUUUUUUAAUUGACCAUUGCAUCUCCGACAGCCACUACACCAGAACGAAAUCGGUCAAACCAACGCUGUGCUGUGCGAAUCGCCAUAGUAUCGGGUCCAUAAAGUACACGAUUUUUUUCGGCCGCCUUCGUUGCAGUUUUACCUCGCAGGUAGUAAAAAUUUAAAAUAUGGCGAAUUUCUUGCUUGAUGGACUCCAUCUUUGACGCGCUAGAACUUGAGACUGAAAAGGAUAAUCACAACACUGUCAAAACGACACUUGUAGGACAGAUUGUCGUCUUUAAAUCAGGGGUUAGACAUCAAUUGAAUAUAGGCUACCCAAAAUCAAAAUCAAUAUGGCGUCAUUUGUUUACUAACAUAUCAUUUACGAGGAUUGAAAUCACGGAGAUAGUAUGCUUUAUUUUUAACUGCAUGAGCGAUUUUCAUAUUUCGGUUUCACAUGGAGGUGUUCAAAUUUAACAUGGAAUUUAAAGUUAGCCACUAUUCGACUAUAUAACCGGACCGAGUUGUAAACAAUAGUAAUUGAUAGAACCAAAAUGUCAGUAAACCGCAGCAAUAUUGGGUACACUGGCAAUACGAGGGAUUUGACGUUUUAGUCAUACCCGUGCUUUAAAUAGCCGUAUAGUAUGACCCGAUUCGAGAAGUACAACACAAGAUAUGUUUAAGUGUUGCCAUAUAUUGACAAUAUACAUUUCUUUUCCCCCAACCCAAUAUUUGGUAGUUUGAAGCUUGAUAUAAUGAUUUAAAAUUAUUAAUUGAGAGAAAACAGGUGUGGCUUAGUGUACAAUUUGACUUUUUUUUAUUUAGACCGUAUUGAUUUGGAAAUAUAAGGCGAUUUGCUUAGGGUGUUACUUAGGAUUGUUACAGUAGUUCAGUAUAUGCAUAUUAGAGUGGCAAUGGAUGUAUGGAAAAAAAAUCAUCAUCGAAUCUAAAGAACCGACCAUGUACAUUUUGUUUAUUGGCCUGUGCAAAAUUUCAGCUCAAUCGGACACUAUUAUGUGUAUUUAUACACUCUUACCUUGAUUCAUCGAAAUUGUGAAAAUACCUUAAUCACAACCUUAAACCCAUACGUUUUAACGUGUCCGGAUUUGCAUAAAUUAUUGAAAGCCUUCUGGAACUCCAAAUGUUAUAUAUCAAUCAAUGAGGACACGCAUUACAUUGAUACUGAAUCAGGUGCAAUGCUUGUGGUCCACUGUCAUCCGUUUUUGGAAUCUCUGGAGUACCUUUAAUGAUGUAACGUUUGGAAGAUAAACUUUAUUGGCCUAAUAAGUUAAGACCCCAGUUAAAUUAUUUAUAUAAUUCUCGUCUAGUGUCAGAGUGUUUUUUUCUAUUGCAACGGCUUUCAAUUACAAAGUUCAUUCACCUCUAGCUUUGGAAUGGACCAAUCGAAAGACGGUCAAUUGAAGGUCUAAGGGUGGGUUUAGACUAGUGAUAUAUUCAUGUGAAGAAAUAUGAUUAGAUUGAUAGAUGGAUACAACUUUAGUGAUUUCUCACCAGUGAGGAAUUCACAAGCGUUUACAUAUGCUGAAUUUAUUCAAGUUAUAUAUACCUCGAAUAAGUGUAUCAUAUUUAUUCUCACCCGUUUACACCUAUUUUCACGUGAAUAAAUCCAUCUAUAGCUAUAGAUCUCCCUAAUUAGCGAAUGAUCGAUCAUUUG
This is a messenger RNA of Toxorhynchites rutilus septentrionalis, 5245 nucleotides long. RefSeq lists its product as uncharacterized. The transcript has 2 exons. The record is from RefSeq and is a predicted model, not a curated record. The coding region runs from base 151 to 2121 and encodes 656 amino acids. Lineage: Eukaryota; Metazoa; Arthropoda; Insecta; Diptera; Culicidae.